Messenger RNA from Brassica rapa (field mustard), 5597 nucleotides. RefSeq names its product histone acetyltransferase HAC1. Lineage: Eukaryota; Viridiplantae; Streptophyta; Magnoliopsida; Brassicales; Brassicaceae. Gene Ontology annotation, cellular component: transcription regulator complex; histone acetyltransferase complex. Gene Ontology annotation, molecular function: histone acetyltransferase activity; transcription coactivator activity; zinc ion binding. Gene Ontology annotation, biological process: positive regulation of transcription by RNA polymerase II. The record is from RefSeq and is a predicted model, not a curated record.
AUGAAUGUUCAGGCGCACUUGUCAGGACAGGUUUCGAACCAAGGGAACAUGUCUCAGCAGAAUGGUAACUCCCAAAUGCAGAAUUUAGUCAACGGUGGUGGUGGUGCUCCUGGUUUAGGACCUUCACGUAAUGACAAUGACCUCUUGAGACUUCGGCAAGGCAUGCGAAUCAAGAUUUUCAGCAUCUUACAGCAAAAACAACCAUCUCCAGCUGAUGAUGCAUCAAAGGCAAAGUACAUGGAUGUUGCUAGACGCUUAGAGGAAGGGCUGUUUAAAAUUGCUAACUCAAAGGAAGAUUACUUAAAUCAGUCGACCCUUGAAUCUCGGCUGGCAAGUCUAAUCAAAGGUAGGCAUAUGAAUAACUACAAUCAGCAGCGACAUGCUAAUCCUUCUUCGGUUGGAACAAUGAUACCCACUCCAGGGUUACAACAUAGUGGUGGGAAUCCAAAUAUGAUGAUGACGUCCUCUGUUGAUGCUGCAAUGGAUGGAAGUAAUAACAUCACAACUACUGCUAUGAACACUGCAAACAUGCUAAAUCCUGGUGGCAUGCUCGGAGGUAACAUGUCUAAUGGAUACCAGCAUUCAUCGAGUAACUUUGGUCUUGGUUCUGGAGGGAACAUUGCAUCAAUGAGCUCGCAAAGAAAUACUGGCCAGAUGAUGCCUACCCCUGGAUUUGUCAACAACAGUAUUAAUAGCAAUACCCAGUCUUACUUGAAUGUUGAAGCUUCCAAUUCCAACAAUAGUGUUGGAUUUUCUGCUGCUCCCAUGAUGGUUCCUCAGCCUUAUCAGCAGCAGCAACAACAACCGAGGCAGGAUAUGGGUGGCCAAAAUAGUCGUAUCUUGCAUAAUCUUGGGAGUCAAAUGAGUGUUGGCCUUAGACCUGGGAUGCAGCAAAAAAUGUCUAAUGUGUCUAACAGCUCCAUAAACGGUGGUGUUGGGAUGAAUGCAAAAAGUGUUGAUACCCUUCAGCGUUCAGGAAUGCAGGGUGAAGGAUAUGGCACAAAUAACGUUGACCCUUUUCAUUCUGGAAAUUUGUAUGGUGCUGCAACAUCUGUUGGGACGUUGACAGAUACUCAGAAUACCAAUACGGCAAGUUUUCAGUCUAUGUCUGGAAAUAGCUCUUCUCUGUCACAUCAACAGCAGCAAUUUCAGCAACAGCCUAAUCGGUUUCAGCAACAACCUAAUCAAAUUCAACAACAUCAGCAGCAGUUUCUACAGCAACGGCAAUUGAAGCAGCAGCAGAGCCAGCAGCAGCAGAGAUUUAUGAGUCAAGAUGCUUUUGGGCAAAACCAUGUGGCCUCUGACAUGGUUACACACGUUAAACAUGAACCUGGAAUUGAGAACCCUAGCAAUUCUAUCCACUCCCAAACUCAUGAGCAGUUCCAGCUUUCUCAGUUUCAAAAUCAAUACCAGAACAACGCAGAUGACCGUCAUGCAGGUUCUCAGAUUCUCCCUGCCACAAGUCAGAGUGAUAUUUGCACACCAGUUCCCCAAAAUAGCCAACAGAUACAGCAGAUGUUGCACCCGCAGGGUAUGGCUUCCGACUCUAUUAACAGUUUUAACAACCUUUCUGUUGGAGUGAAAUCAGAAUCCGGUCUGCAAGGUCACUGGCAAUCUCAGUCACAAGAACAUACUCAAAUGUCUAAUAGUAUGUCGAACGAACGGCACAUUCAAGAUGAUUUCCGUCAAAGAAUGUCAGGAACGGAUGAAGCUCAGCCCAAUAAUACGUCUGGAGGGUCUAUUAUAGGUCAAAGUCACAUCUCCACUACAUCAGAAUCUCCCACUCCUCAGAAUCCUGUUGGUACCACUUGUAGAUAUGGAAACGAAAACCAAGAUCCGAGAUUUAGAAACCAACAGAAAUGGCUCCUGUUCCUACGCCAUGCUCGCAACUGCAAAGCCCCUGAAGGGAAGUGUCCCGAGCGGAAUUGCGUUACGGUUCAGAAGCUCUGGAAGCACAUGGACAGUUGCGCUGCACCUCAGUGUUCAUAUCCUCGUUGCCGCCCCACGAAGACACUGAUUAAUCACCAUCGAAGUUGUAAGGAAUCCAACUGCCCUGUGUGUAUUCCUGUGAAGGCCUUCUUACAGCAACAGGCAAAUGCUCGGUCCCUAGCUCGUUUAAAAACCGAAAGCGGUGCUGCGAAGUCAGUAAAUGGAGGUGGAAUAUCCAAUGAUGCAGUACAGACCUCUGCUGGAGCACUCUCUUGUGCUUCGCCUAGUGCUGAUAUUUCAAAUCAUUUGCAACCUUCUUUGAAACGGUUGAAGGUGGAGCAGUCUUCUCAACCCGUCGAAGUUGAGACGGAAAGUUGUAAAAGCUCUGUUAUCUCCGUAACAGAAGCACAAUCAUCAUCUCAGCAUGCUGAAAGGAAAGAUCAUAGGCACAGUGAUGUACGUGCAUCUUCAAAGUAUUUUGAAGUGAAAGCUGAGGUUUGUGAAGGUUCUGUACAGGCACGACCCGGUUUUAAAGAGAGAAAAAGUGGAAUUGCUGAAAAUAUUCCCAAGCAAAGACCAGUCAUUGAACCUGUUAAACAAGAUUUGCCCGAUGCCUCACCUCGGCAAGAGAAGUGCAAAAUGGAGAAAGUAUCUGAGUCACUGAAGGAAGAAAGUCUGGUAGAGUCUAAACCUCCACCAAAAUCUGGAAAAGCAGAGAUAAAGGGUGUUUCAUUAACUGAAUUGUUCACCCCUGAGCAAGUGAGAGAACAUAUCCGUGGUCUCCGUCAGUGGGUUGGCCAGAGUAAAGCCAAAGCAGAAAAGAAUCAGGCUAUGGAGCAUUCAAUGAGUGAGAACUCAUGUCAACUAUGUGCAGUGGAGAAGCUUACCUUUGAGCCGCCACCUAUAUAUUGUACCCCUUGUGGUGCCCGCAUCAAGAGAAAUGCUAUGUAUUACACCGUAGGAGCUGGUGACACUCGUCACUACUUUUGUAUUCCAUGUUAUAAUGAAUCCCGUGGGGACACUAUACUCGCUGAGGGGACGCCCAUACCUAAGGCAAGACUCGAGAAAAAGAAAAAUGAUGAAGAGACCGAAGAAUGGUGGGUCCAAUGUGAUAAAUGUGAGGCCUGGCAGCAUCAGAUCUGUGCUUUGUUUAAUGGGAGAAGGAAUGACGGAGGGCAAGCUGAGUAUAUAUUGCUAUAACAAAGUAAGAGGAAGCCUUUACCUCAGAGUGCUGUUCUUGGAGCGAAAGACCUUCCGAGAACAAUUCUCAGUGACCAUAUUGAGCAGCGGCUGUUUAAGAAGCUGAAGCAGGAAAGAACAGAGAGAGCCAGGGCUCAAGGAAAAAGUUUUGAUGAGGUGCCUACUGCCGAGUCCCUUGUGAUUAGAGUUGUUUCAUCUGUUGACAAGAAGCUGGAAGUCAAACCUCGGUUUCUUGAAAUUUUUCGGGAAGAUAGUUACCCAACAGAGUUUGCAUACAAGUCCAAGGUGGUUCUGUUGUUCCAAAAGAUUGAAGGUGUAGAAGUUUGCUUAUUUGGGAUGUACGUCCAAGAGUUUGGUUCUGAAUGCGCAUUUCCUAAUCAACGCCGAGUUUAUCUCUCUUAUUUGGAUUCUGUAAAGUACUUUAGACCCGAGGUUAGAUCUUAUUACGGAGAGGCCCUGCGCACUUUCGUUUACCACGAAAUCCUGAUCGGUUACCUAGAAUACUGCAAGUUGCGUGGUUUCACGAGCUGCUACAUAUGGGCUUGUCCGCCUCUCAAGGGCGAGGACUAUAUCUUAUAUUGCCAUCCAGAAAUACAGAAGACGCCAAAAUCUGAUAAACUACGAGAGUGGUACUUAGCAAUGUUGAAAAAAGCUUCAAAGGAAGGCAUUGUUGCAGAAACUAUAAAUCUAUAUGACCAUUUCUUUAUGCAAACCGGUGAAUGUAGAGCUAAGGUUACUGCAGCUAGGCUCCCGUAUUUCGAUGGUGACUACUGGCCAGGUGCAGCAGAGGAUCUUAUAUACCAAAUGAGUCAAGAAGAAGAUGGCAGAAAGGGGAAUAAGAAAGGAAUGCUAAAGAAAACAAUUACAAAAAGGGCUCUAAAAGCUUCUGGGCAGACUGAUUUAUCUGGGAAUGCAUCCAAGGAUCUGCUGCUAAUGCAUAAACUUGGUGAGACCAUUCACCCUAUGAAGGAGGACUUUAUCAUGGUCCACCUGCAACCUUCUUGCACACAUUGCUGUAUGUUGAUGGUAUCUGGAAAUCGUUGGCUCUGCAGUCAGUGCAAAUACUUUCAGAUUUGUGAUAAGUGUUAUGAAGCUGAACAGCGGCGUGAAGACAGGGAAAGGCAUCCUGCUAAUUUCAGGGAUAAGCAUGCGUUGUACCCUGUUGAGAUUACAGAUAUUCCUGCAGAUACAAGGGACAAAGAUGAGAUACUAGAAAGCGAGUUUUUCGACACAAGGCAAGCGUUUCUGAGUCUUUGUCAAGGGAACCAUUAUCAGUACGACACGUUGAGGCGGGCAAAACAUUCAUCAAUGAUGGUCCUUUAUCAUCUGCAUAACCCAACUGCUCCUGCGUUUGUCACGACCUGCAAUGCGUGUCACCUCGACAUUGAAACUGGUCAAGGCUGGCGCUGUGAAGUAUGUCCAGACUACGAUGUGUGCAACUCUUGUUACAGUAGAGAUGGUGGAGUUAAUCAUCCUCACAAGUUGACUAAUCAUCCAUCCCUAGCUGAUCAAAAUGCUCAGAACAAAGAAGCAAGGCAGUUGCGAGUCUUGCAGCUGAGGAAAAUGCUGGAACUUCUGGUACAUGCAUCACAAUGUCGUUCUGCAAAUUGUCAGUAUCCAAAUUGCCGGAAAGUGAAGGGACUAUUCCGACAUGGUAUACAGUGCAAAGUGCGUGCUUCGGGAGGCUGUGUUCUAUGCAAGAAAAUGUGGUAUCUUCUGCAACUCCACGCUCGGGCCUGCAAGGAAUCUCAGUGCCAUGUACCUCGUUGCAGUGACCUGAAGGAGCAUCUGAGAAGAUUACAGCAGCAAUCAGAUUCAAGGCGAAGAGCAGCUGUGAUGGAAAUGAUGAGACAGAGAGCUGCGGAAGUCGCUGGAGGAUCAGGGUAAUCAAAACUUGUACAUUUGGAAAGAUCAAAUCAAAGUUCCUUUCUCUCAAAGGUAACAAGAUAUGUUGCCCCUUUCACUGAGAGCUCCAACAACUUGAUCGUUAUCUUAUUGAAGAAGAAGAUUAAGACAAGGCAGUUAGAGACUAAUGAUGCAUUUAGCUUAGGUUUGUAUUUAACAUGUGCCCAGAGUGAGACUUGAUUUUCAGAAGAAGCAGAAGAAGAAGAAGAAGAGCAAAGUCGAGUCUUCUUCAAAGAUGAGAGCGUCUCGAGUCUCAAGGUCAGUAGAUUUGAUGUGGUUUGGUUGGGUGAUCUUAUGAUUAUAUACUAUACACACGCACACACACGUCCCUCACUUGUUUCUAUUUAUAGUAAUUUAUAUUGUAUUCUUGUAAAAUUGCCAUUUCUGAUUUGGGAAUGGCAAUAGUGUAACAUAUACAGUUACGUUAACUUGUUUCUUGCAAGAAAAGUAAGAUAGAGAUAGAGUGUUUGUCUUUUGAUUCUCUUCCACUUUUUUGUCUUUUCUGUUUUGAGGAAACUGUAAUCACAUUUGUAAGUUGCAAUCAUAGUUAUUUGGUUCUUGAA